Momordica charantia (bitter melon) is the source of this 1060-nucleotide messenger RNA. Its product is annotated as NAD(P)-linked oxidoreductase superfamily protein. NCBI's taxonomy places the organism in Eukaryota, Viridiplantae, Streptophyta, Magnoliopsida, Cucurbitales, Cucurbitaceae. The record is from RefSeq and is a predicted model, not a curated record. Gene Ontology annotation, molecular function: oxidoreductase activity.
GAGAGAAGAGAGAGAGAAAAAAAAAGUGGGAAUGAUGAGAAAUCAAGUUCGAUUGAAUUGUGGUGUAAAUCUUCCCAUCAUUGGAUUAGGCACUUUUUCUUACCAAAUUGACCCCAAAGCCAUAGAAUCAGCCGUCCAUAUGGCCAUCAAUAUGGGUUAUAGGCAUUUUGAUACAGCAACGAUUUAUGGAUCUGAGGCGGCUGUUGGGAGAGCGAUUAGUGCUGCAAUUUUGGACAAAACUGUGGCAAGAGAAGACAUCUUUCUUACAUCAAAAGUAUGGGGAAGUGACCACCAUGAUCCUGUUUCAGCAUUGAACCAAACACUAAGGAAGUUGGGAGUGGAAUACAUAGACAUGUAUUUGGUGCAUUGGCCAUUGAAACUGAAGCCAUGGGCAUGUUACCCAGUUCCCAAGGAAGGUGACUUUGAGAAAGUUUUGGAUCUUGAGAGGACUUGGGCAGGAAUGGAAAAAUGCCUAGAUUUGGGUUUGUGUAGAUGCAUUGGUUUAAGCAAUUUCUCCACCAACAAAGUUGAAUCCAUUCUAGAAUUUGCUUCCAUACCUCCUGCUGUUAAUCAGGUGGAGAUGCAUCCGAUGUGGAGGCAAAGAAAGAUUAGGGAAUUUUGUGGAGAGCAUAAAAUCCACGUAAGUGCAUAUUCUCCAUUGGGUGGGCCAGGUAAUGCAUGGGGAUCAACGGCUGUGAUUCAAAGUCCAGUCAUCCAAUCAAUCGCUCUCAAACACAAGGCAACUCCAGCUCAGGUUGCCCUACAAUGGGGAUUAUGGAAAGGAUCAAGUGUGAUAGUGAAGAGCUUUAAUGAACACCGUUUGAAAGAAAAUAUUGGCGCCCUUGAUCUCAAAUUGGACGAUGAAGAUUACUUGGAAAUUGAAAAAUUAGAAGAAAGAAAGAUUUUGAGGGGGGAAUAUUUUGUAAAUGACACAACAAGCCCAUACAAAACCAUUCAAGAUUUGUGGGAUGGUGAAAUUUGAUGUCAUUCAAAAUUAUUUGUUUCUCUUUUUCCCCUUUUUAUCACUCUUCAAAUGAAUCAUCUCUCAAUUUCAAAUCGA